Messenger RNA from Andrographis paniculata, 2927 nucleotides. RefSeq lists its product as uncharacterized. Gene Ontology annotation, molecular function: ubiquitin conjugating enzyme binding; cyclin binding; ubiquitin protein ligase activity. The transcript is spliced from 6 exons. Bases 19 to 1599 code for a protein of 526 amino acids. NCBI's taxonomy places the organism in Eukaryota, Viridiplantae, Streptophyta, Magnoliopsida, Lamiales, Acanthaceae. Gene Ontology annotation, biological process: protein autoubiquitination; protein monoubiquitination; proteasome-mediated ubiquitin-dependent protein catabolic process. The record is from RefSeq and is a predicted model, not a curated record. Gene Ontology annotation, cellular component: cytosol; nucleus; ubiquitin ligase complex.
ACUGCAGUGAGCCCAAAAAUGGCCUCAACAACGCCGUCAGGGGAUGAACCUCCGACGACCGCCGCCUCCGGGAAUUGGCGGUUUACGUGGGAAGCUCAGUCGCGUACUCCGAUACUGCGCUUACUCUUAUUCAAACCAGGCGUUAAACCCUCUGCUCAAUGCAGAGACCUCAAGCUCAGUCUUCUCCCUGAGAAAUCGUUUCUUGAGUUGUCGUUUUGGGAGAGUGAUGUCCGAAUGGAGGCCAUUGUUCGGGUCCCGCUCCCUCGGGUGUUGGUUGAUCCCGAAGCUGCUCUCCAAGUGAAAGCAUUUGAUGACCACAUUGAAGUUAAGCUCGUUUUGUUGCUUCCGGUCGACCAUCCUAUCGUUUCAGAAUUCGAUUCAAUUCUUAAUUUCGAGGAGAAAGGGGAUGCUCUUCCUCCUCUGUCACUGGAUUCUGAUUUGAAGAAAUUAUCUCUUAUGAAGGAGGUUCACUUCUACUGCAGAAAUUGCUCUUUUAAAUUGACCAAGGGUCUCAGUUGUUUCGAGGAACUGCCAUCUGUUAAUUGGCGAGAUGUCGCUGACAAUUGGUUUGGGAAUUGUUGUUGCUCAUUUGUUGGUGUAAGUGAGAAGCUUGUUGCAAAAUAUGCUAAGUCCUACACUUGUGCACCGGGAUUAUGCUUCUUGAACCCGACAUCUGUUCUUUUAUCCAAGGAUGAUCUCCUCGGUUGUAGUUUUUCUGAUGCGCCAAUCAAGCAAAGCCAUAAGUCUGAUCUACAUUCCCAAGAACACGUUGAAAGUUGUAGCAGUUUACGAAAUUCAUUCGAUGAUAGUAGUUUAGCAAGUGUCUUUCCUACUUUGAAGAUUGAUGAUAAGAUAGUGGUUGCAAAUGAGAAGAGUCAUACAGAAUGCUGUCAUGGAAAAUCGAAUGCUGAAGAAACACCAGGAACCACUUUAAGUGCAGAAAUUACUAAAGCAAAUGCUGAACUGUUGGAAACUCAGAAAGUAUUUCUGAACGGUUAUCUUGGAAAUGGUUUCAUGGUUAGAUCUUCAGGCCUUUCUAAUGAUAUCCGGUGGGUCGAAUUUUGCUGCCCAGAUUGCUCGUGUCUUAUAGGAGCUUAUCCUUGUGUUGAUGAUAAUGCGCCUCUAGAUGGUGGAAUUCGUCUAUUCAAAUGCUGUGUAUCAACUUGUGUUCCCUGCAAUCUAUCUGACGAUGCAUUCAAGAACUACACCCUUGAGAGAAUGUUUGCUAGUCAGUUGCUGGAAAGUGCAGAAGAUGAACUAUCGUACAGAACUAUUGUUAGAGACAUUCGAACUAAAUCCAGCGUUCUUCAAAUUAUUCUUCUGAAUCCUAAUUCAUGGAGCUGUUGCUCUACCGAAUCUGCUGCUGAUAAGCUUGUUAUGCUUCCCAGUAUCAAAGUCCUUUUUUCUGCCUCUGCUCACGACACCGAACAUAAUUCGAGGACUCUCGAAGACUGGGUUCGUAAAAAUCAAGCCGAUGAAAUCUACAUGUUUUCAACUCAAAUACACAAGAUAAUUAGAAUUCUCGAGGAGGCCAAUAGCCUGUAUCCGCCAUCCUGCGCUUCAUUACAGGGUUUAUCGAUGUCUAGCUUGAGGAGAUAGAUAGCGACUAACACAAACAAAUAUACCCGAGAUUCACUCACAUCCCCAAGGAGCAAAGCAAGUGAAUUAGGCAAUUAGCAACGGUAUGUGUCUGCUAGUUCACUCUUUCAGCCAAAAUCAUAUAUACAUAUGAAUAUAUAUCUAGAUAUAUAUUUACUACGGAAUCAACAGUCAUCAACGCCCUUCAUCCACUCUAUAUGUGGCUUGACAUUUUUUAUACUUAUCCAAUCAGUGUUAGAACUUAUUUCAUUCUCUAUAUAUCAGUUCUUGAUCAAAUUUGGGAUGCAAUUACAUGUGUAUUUGAUUUGAUGUAUUGUGAGAAGAAAUAUUAUUUGAUAAAGAGCUCUGAAAUGACAUUUCUGUAAGUUCCAAAAGUGUCAGAUGUAGUUUUGCAGUCGGGACACCUGUAAGCCCCGAAAUGGCAUAUCUGUAGAUUGUCUGCAAGAAAGAUCCUUUCUUUGAAAUCUAUGCAUAUCUUGUUGAUUUGGGGACUGCAAUUUUAAUUUGCCGACACUGCCAGGACACUUGUGGAAAUUUCUGUGGAUGUGUUGAUUGAUCAAUCCAGAAACUCUACGUGGCAUUCCAUUGAUUUGCUUAUUGCAUCUUCUCUGCUACAUUUGUAUGUAUAUGUAUAUACAUAUAUAUGCCAUUGGUUAACUACUAAGUUGCAGAUCAGAGAAGGUACCAAGUUUCAGUGAGUAUAUUUUGAGAAUAUGGCACAGUACGGCGAGCAGUACGGGCGGCAGAGCGACGAAAAGUAUGGAGUCCAUGGAGGAGAAUAUGGAACUACUGGAAACACCGGAGGAGCUUACAAGACGGAUCAAUAUGGGGCCGCCGGUGGUGCUGUUGGAGGUUACGGGAUGACCGGAAACCACGGGGCGGAGGCCGGAAAAGUUGAUGCUGGAAGGGAGGAAGGCGGCCACCACCGCCGCUCUGGCAGCGCCUCCAGCUCGGCAGUCUUCGGAGGACGACGGGCAAGGUGGGAGGAGGAAGAAGAAGGGCCUGAUGGGGAAGAUAAAGGAUAUGCUCCCCGGCGGCGGUCACAAGACGGAUGGUGCCGCCGCCGCCGCUGGACAUGAAGUGCACGGCGGCGCCGCCGUACACCAUGAAAAGAUUUGAAGAUGGUGAAAAGGAUCCAAGACUGAAUUAAUCAUGUAAUUAAAGCAAUACUUCACCGUCUCUGUAAUACAUAUAUCUGUGUGUGUGUACGUUUUUGGCGUACGAGGCUGCAAUAAGCCGCCAUUCUCAGCUACUUACAUGAGAAGGCAGGCGUGUACUGUAUGUAUUGUAUGUGUGUGUAUAUAUAUAUAUAUGUUUGUUUUGAUGUA